AUGGUUGAUGGACCACAUUGGAAGGAUAUUGAUCGGGUUUUAAUUCCCAUCAACAUACCGCACCUGCAUUGGUAUUUGGCUGAUUUGGAUCUCCUUACAUGGAAAAUGAGCAUAUAUGAUUCAGCCGAAUGGUGUGGUUUUUUUAAAACAUAUGCGGGUGACGGUAGUUUCAAAUUGUUGGGAGAUAGUAUAUUAAGUGAACUAGACCACAUAUCAUAUUGGGCCCAUUUUCCCAAUAGACAUAAACCUACUAAGAUGGAAUUCGUUAAAGCUAAACAUGUGACGCAGCAGGAAAAAGUAAAAGAAUGA
Messenger RNA from Lactuca virosa, 309 nucleotides. The record is from the annotation of a GenBank genome assembly. NCBI's taxonomy places the organism in Eukaryota, Viridiplantae, Streptophyta, Magnoliopsida, Asterales, Asteraceae.